AUGGCGUUUCGUAGUGUAAUUGCAAGGCCCUUGUGGCAUGCUGCUCGUGCUUGUAAAAGAUCUCCUCAAGUACUUGGUGGUUCAUGGCGAUUGUGUUCUGCGAAGUCGAGUCUUGAUGAGCCAGGUAUGAGUAGGUAAACUGUAUUUUUCCGAGUAGAAAGAAGUUUGUACAUACAUAAAUCAAAGCUGUCUUUUAUUUAAGCCCUCUUUGGUCUUAAGAAAUUUUCUCUGCAGAAGUGGAUGCGAGGUUUUGGAAAAUCCUUACAGAUUUGUUUGCAUUACUAACCGCGAUGCAAAUAGUUUGCCACAUCACAAAGAUUUAUAUCUGUCGACCUGUGCCGUCACGCAAGUAAAUGAGAUUGCUCGAUUAAAAAAAAAAUCGGGCAAAUCACACACCAGUUACGGUUCCACUGCAAAUUAAUUAAACCACAUUAACUACACCUGUUUUCAAGAAUAAGUUUUUAAUGCCAUAGAGGUAGGAGUUCUAAGACAGAGUGUGUAUGUGAAUUUUUUUUUUUGUAUUUACUGUUUUACUCACGAUGACGACAAUUUCACAUUUGAAUAGGUUACUUUGACUACAAGUUUUUUUUAGUACAGUAACCCAAUUGUUUGAUCUUUAGCUCUCCAUAAAGGGAAUAGUUAAUCUCUUACUGUGAUUUAAUGUCUUUCAUUCAGAUUUUGAAACUCACAGGGACAAGAAGUUAUUUACCCCUGGCCCUCUCGGCGUCAGCUUUGAAACAAAGAGGGCCAUGCUGCGGGACCUUGGUUCGCGUGACACGGAGUUUAUACGGGUUGUGAAAACAAUUCGUUCGAGGCUCUUGGAAAUUGCUGGUGUUUCUCCUGAAGUGUUCACCACUGUAUUACUUCAGGGUAGCGGAACAUAUGCUGUGGAGGCUGUACUCACCACCACAACCCCCAGAGAAGGAGGGAAAGUUUUCAUUAUUGAAUGUGGUUCCUAUGGCAAGAGAAUGAUGAAGAUUUGUGAAGUUGCGGGGAUAGAAACGGUUUGUUUUUACUAGUUCCUUUGAGUAUGUUGAUCUCUGAUGGUUAAAUUAACUUUGGAGAAGGUUUCCAUUUUUAAUAUUGUUAACCUUAUAGUACUGGUACAUGUACAUGUACAUGUACAUGUACCAAUCCAAGUCUGAAUUUUUUAUUUCAGUCAGGAAAGAUAAUACCUUGGGUGGAAAUUUUUGUCACAGAUUGGAAAUGAGAGAGAUGUUUGAAAUAAGGUGUUUAGUUUAAACUUUAUGCUCCAGGAAAAUGUGAUUGCUUUUGAUUUGGUUAAGGGUUCAUGUUUUCAUGCAAGUCAAUUGUGAUCAUCGAUGUAGACACUAGAGACCAUAUAGUUAAAACAUGAACACUUUCAUCUGCUGUAAACUCUUCAAGUAUUCAGUUAUAGGUAGAUAAAUGGUGAUAUAUUUCUUUGAGCAUCCAACACAACUUUCCAACUGUAGCUGGGAGUUUUGCAUUUAACCAGUAUAAAGAAUUGCGAGAAACGCAGUGGUCUAUUGUUUAGUGUGCUGGGCUUUGCGUCUGAAUGCCUGGGUCUGUGAAGGCCUGAUGAAGUGCUGGGAGUAAAUUUUCAUAUGGUGUGUAUCUGUUGUUCAGGUUGUAUUUCACGGAGCAGAGGAUUCCAAAGUAGAUUUAAAGAAAGUUGAAGAAAUCCUGAAAAGUGAUAAAUCCAUCACCAAUGUUGCCAUGGUGCACUGUGAAACCUCCACAGGUGUUAUACAUCCAGUUGCUGAAGUAGGAAAACUUGUGAAAGCACAUGCUCCAGAUGCAUCAUUUUUUGUUGAUGCUAUGAGCAGCUUUGGGGCAGUUCCACUCAAUUUAGAUCUAGCAAACAUUGACUUCAUGGUGAGCUCAGCUAACAAGUGUAUAGAAGGUGUUCCUGGGUUCUCCUUUGUAAUUGGCCAUAUUGAAUCCUUGAAGAAAUGUAAAGGAUGGGCACGUAGUUUAUCUCUGGACAUUGUUGAUCAGUAUGAAGGACUUAACCAGAACGGCCAGUUUAGGUUCACCCCAGCAACUCACGCCAUGCUUGCUUUCCGACGAGCUUUGUCUGAGUUCAAGGCUGAAGGUGGAGUGGAUGGAAGAGCGAACAGGUGAGCAGCUUUAUUCCUAGAGAUUGAAAGACUAUCUAAGUGAACUGAUUAUGCCAAAAUAUUUCAUAAUGAAUUAUAGCAUCAUCAUAACCAGUAUAGGAGAAGAAGCCAGGUGUUUGGUAUACAGAUAUGUACCUUUUUUGUAAUGUUUAAGUCUGUGAAAGUUACUCCCUUUUAUUCUCAUAGAUACAUGGAGAACUGCAACCUUCUUCAAGAUGGCAUGCGGAAAAUGGGUUUCAAGAAGUUUCUAGAUGACACCCAUGAAGGGUACAUUAUAACUUCCUACUACAACCCCAAGCAUCCAAACUACAACUUUGAAGAUUUUUACAAUCGGCUAAACAGUAAGGACCAGGUCAUCUACCCUGGUAAAGUAAGCACUGCUGACUGCUUCAGAAUUGGUAACAUCGGAAAACUGUAUCCUGCUGAUAUGCAGCAUUUGUUGAAGUGUAUAGAAGAAGUGUUAGGUGAAAUGGGAAUACCUGUUCCCCUAGAAGAGUAAACAAAGAGACAGUAGACUAGUUAUGUGCACCAUUUUAUGGUGUGAUAUACAUAGGCCAUUUCUGAGUUCUAAAAAUCCUCACUUUCUAAUUUUGACCAAGAGCAAAAUUUUCAGGUAUUAAUGGGUUACAGUUACUUAACUAUUAAAAUAAUUUUCCAAUGAAUAGCUUUGCACUUUCCACUGAAACAGAGGCUUUUUGCAUCUCAGAAAUGGCUCAUUAGUACAGUGCUCUUAGCUGCAUUGUUCACACCUAAUAUCAAAAAGGUUUUUCAAAGGCAUGCUUGCUGGAAUAAUUUUGAUGUGGAAAUGAAAUUAAUUUUAAUAUAGUUUAUGAAUAAGAUUUAUGUCUUAAAAGAGCAGAGCAAUCACAUCUUUUACAGAUAACAAGAACUCAUUUAGCAUGCAAAAUAACUCAGAGAAUUUGAGCUGAACAGGGGAUAAGGCAAAAACAAGUAAUCAGCAGAAAAUGCACUAGGAGUAAAGCCAAAUUUUGCAGAUAAACUGUACAUGUAAGUGGCAGUGGUGUGUAAGUGUUAGUAGUUUGAUUGGAAUGAUAGCCACUUUGCACCAUGAUUUAUGAAAUUAAUUUGAUGAGACAGCAAAUGCAAUCUCAUUAUUACAUUUGAAAAGUAAGUGUUUUCAUAUUGCUUAAGAUUUUUGGGCACAAUUAGCUUUCACCAAAUUAUGGCACAUUUGUUAGAAGUGUUAGGGUCAGUGAUAUGAUAUGGGUCAGUAAUAUGAUUUUGAAAAUAGCUACCACACAAUUUAUUAUGUUGUAAAAGGAGAAAAUAAAAGAAUUUUCUGUUGUUAUAAUAAUUUACACUGAAAUAAGUUAAAUCAGAUUUCCUUUUUGUUGUUUCCUGUGAGGUACUUUAGAUGUCAUACGUAAAUAGUAUUCCCUUAGAAUAAUCCCAUCCAUAUGAUUUAGUGGAAAGUUAUUUAUUUGAACAAUUUUCUUUUUUGAGAUAAUUCUUCAGAAAUAAUAAGGAUAAAUUUAAUUUUUCUAUUUUUUUCCUUGUCACUUUUUUCAAAGUGACUUUUCUGUAUUACUGAGAGUGUUAUUUUGUGAGAGGACCAUAAUACAAGAUGGUGUGUUUUUUGGAAGUAAUGUGAUUUGAUACCAUAAGAGACAGAGCAGAGUGUCUGUUUUAAUGAAGUGUUAGUUUUUACAGUGGUCAUUCCAUGCUACAUAUAGACUCCAAGCAACAAUUUUUAAGCAUGUAAUGGCUAAAAGCAUGCAGAAGCAGCAUCCAAAUUAAUAAAUGCAUAGUAACUUUCUAAUAUAAAGAAAAUAAAUAAAUUAGUUAGUAGUUUCCAAAAAGGAUCUUUCUAAUGUUUAGAAGUGCAGAAUAAUUAAGAACAGUAAAAUAAUUUAACUGUAAGUAGUGAUUUAAAAAGUCUUUUGGGAGUCUUGUUAGAUGGAAACAAACAAUAGAUUUCCUUGAUUAGGUAACAGAACUAAUUAAAUGGUAUUGAAUGCGUAAUAAUGUCUGAAAAAAGUUACCCCUGCUAUUAUCCUCUUAUCCGCC
Messenger RNA from Pocillopora meandrina, 4130 nucleotides. The record is from the annotation of a GenBank genome assembly. NCBI's taxonomy places the organism in Eukaryota, Metazoa, Cnidaria, Anthozoa, Scleractinia, Pocilloporidae.